AUGGCAUUGGCACACCAGAAGCUGGAACAGCAAACUGAACUCUUCACAUCAGCAUCCAUGUCUACAUCCAUUCUUCAACAGACGCUCAGCUUUGCAAUCGAGCAUCCGAUUCAAGCUCUCCUCAUCAUCUCCAGUCUGGUAUGCAUCGCGACCCGCAUUGUGACCGGCCUCCAAUAUCGCUCAUCAACCUCCAAUGCGAAAGCAGGCUCGACUUCGACUGCCCAAACCGUCGCGACUUUACCAUACUGGAUCCCAUGGCUCGGCCACGCCAUAUCCUUCGCACUGGGGGGAACGGACUUCCUGUCCCGCUCGGCUCGGCAGCUGGGGCCCAACUCGGCCGUGUACGCGUUGAUGAUGGGCAACACGAAACACAACAUCGUCACGGUCCCCAGCCUGGCGCACCAGAUCGUCAACGACCGCCACGCGCCCGUGAGUAUGGAACCCUUCAUCUUCCGCGCCAUGGAAUACGUCUGGGCGGACCGCGGCUCCAACCGAAACAUCGACCCAACUCACCUGUGGGGACCCAUUCACAGUGUGCUGUCUGGCAUGCUGCGCGAGAGCUUCGUCGCGGCGGCGAUCCAGCGGACCGUCGCGAGCGUCGAGGACCGGACGUGGAAUUUGGUGUCUGGUGCCCGAAGCGUCGUUGAUCAGAGUAUUUGGGAACGGCAGGCUCGAGUCGAGCUCAUUUCGUCUAGCAAUGACAACAAUGACAACAACAACAGUGACCAGAAGAACAACAACGACAGUGACAACAAUCGCAAUAACCCUCUUACAGUCGAAGCCAGUCUACAUCCCUUGAUCAGAUAUUUUGUCGGCGACAUUGCCAGCACGGUGCUCUACGGGCGGAAUUUCAUGGAAAACAACCCGACCAUCAUGCCCGAUCUGUGGGAGAUGGACUCGCAGUUCAAUUUAUUCAUCGCCGGCGUGCCGACCUGGUUCCCCGGCAUGCAGGGACCGUCACGGGCGCGCGAACGCGUGAUCGCCGCCGUGCAAGAACACCACGACGCCCUGUAUAAAUACCUGGACGGCCAGGACCCGGGCUACAAAUGGGACGACAUGUCCGACGUGUCGUCGGUGAUAGUCGAUCGAGCCCGAGCGUUUCGCAACGCGGGCGCCACGCCGCGCGCGUAUGCAACGGCCGACGGCGCGAUCCUGUGGGCCAUGAACGUCAACGCGAACCAAGUCAUCUUCUGGCUGCUGUGGUAUGUCUACUCUACACCAGGUCUUCUCGAAGAGAUGAGGUCGGAAAUUGCUCCUUACGUGAGGAUCCGGCACCCAGAAUCGUCGUUGAGUGGGUUGAAUACAACCACAUCUACAUCUUCUAUCAAAGAGGCCCCCAAGCUUGACAUCGACAUUGAUUCAAUAUGGACGAAAUGUCCGCUUCUCAAAGGGGCGUUUUUGGAAACCAUGCGUCUGGAGUCGCACAGCAUGAGCUAUAAGGAGGUGAUGGGCGAUUUCGUGGUGACCGAGUCCGUCGACGACGCACGGCUGCUGGGCAAGAGGGAGCCGCAGGCCUAUGUGCUGCGCAAGGGCGAGUUGGUGUGUAUUCCGCAUGGAGUGCAUCAGAGCGAUGAGAAGUAUUUUUCGCAUCCGGACAAGUUUGAUGCCCGCCGGUUCUGGGUCAAGGAGAAUAAUCACAACGACAAGAAUCCUGCUGGUCUUGAUGGAGAUGACAAUGAUGACAAGAACAAACACGACGAUGAGAAGAACAACACGACCAACAACAACAACAACAACGACAAUAAACAUAUCCGCGUCGAUUAUGGCACAAUGAGGGUCUGGGGUGGAGGCAAGCAUCUGUGUAAGGGCAAAACAUUCGCCGAGCGUGAAGUCGUGCUUUUCGCCGCUGCUAUCUUGAUGCACUGGGAUAUGGAGCCUGUCGGGAACGGUGGCAAGUGGCUUCAUCCCGGGAGGCAGCCGGGGAGUGGGACGGUGAGUCCGAAGAACGAUGUUAGAGUCAGGGUGUCAAGGAGGGAGGCGUGGUGA
Molecule: messenger RNA, 1986 nt
Organism: Capronia coronata CBS 617.96
Lineage: Eukaryota; Fungi; Ascomycota; Eurotiomycetes; Chaetothyriales; Herpotrichiellaceae
Exons: 1
Coding region: 1-1986 (661 amino acids)
Molecular function (GO): oxidoreductase activity, acting on paired donors, with incorporation or reduction of molecular oxygen; monooxygenase activity; iron ion binding
Source: RefSeq, a predicted model, not a curated record